ACCAUCUCUGCGGCGAUCAUGCAAGAAUCCAUCUCUUCUCCACCAAUCGUGAGUCUGCCUGUGGAGAUGGAGCUGACAAUAUUCGAGCUUGCGGCGCUGUUCCUGCCGAAGGAUAUCCCCAAACUAGUCUUGGUAGCAAAGCGGGUCCGAGAGUGGGUCGAGCCUCUCCUGUACCGCACACUGGUUUUUACUUCUGAGGACUGCCCGGCAUUGGCUGAGCUGCCGAGCUGCGACUGGGACGAGUUCACAGAGAUGGUCGCGACAAAGGGGCGCGACUUCCUCGGGCGGGCGGUGCGGAAUGUGCUAGCGCCGCGCUUUACGGAUGCGGAUGUGCGCGCCGUUGUGGAUGCGUGUUCCGGGCUGGAGAACUUGUACCUCAUCUGGGGAAGCUUCUGGCAACACUGCCUUGUCCGCACCCAUGCCCCUAAUGAGAGUCACGCAUCGCUACCGUCACCACGGCCUGUCCUCAAACUCCGCCGGCUGUACGGCCAGCUGGAGUACCUCGUGGACGUCGACCGCACGGACUUUGCUACCACGCCGUUGUUUGCACAUGUGACCCACCUCGAGCUCUUCAGUGAUCCAUUCGAGUCCGAUACCUUGGACGACGCUGUCCGCGGAUACGAACGUGUUCUCGCCAUGCCCGCGCUGACUCAUCUCGCCAUCGGCAGCAAUGGCGACGACUUCAGGGCAGGCGUCUACGAGGAGCUACUUGGCGGCAGCGCGUCGACCCAGCUGUGUCUGUUCGUUGUACUCCUCGACGGCGUCGCGCUGAUCGAGUCCAUAACUCCGCCACGUGCCCUCACGAGGGACCCCCGCUUUGUGGUUAACCGUCCAACGGAUGUGCGCAAGUCCGCGGCGGAUUGGCAGUAUGGCUGUUUACGAGCCGAGGACUACUGGGCACGGGCGGAGCGUUUUGUUGCGCAGCGACGAGCGGGAGAGAUUCCUGAGAACGAGUACUUUCUGCCGAGUUCCUCAAGUCACUAG
This is a messenger RNA of Mycena indigotica, 984 nucleotides long. RefSeq lists its product as uncharacterized. Bases 19 to 984 code for a protein of 321 amino acids. The record is from RefSeq and is a predicted model, not a curated record. NCBI's taxonomy places the organism in Eukaryota, Fungi, Basidiomycota, Agaricomycetes, Agaricales, Mycenaceae. The transcript is spliced from 3 exons.